GGAUGUAGUCGAUGCGGCUUGAGCUCCGUCUGUCCGAGCUCGUCAAUAUGAAGAAACAUUCGGCCCGGGUCGCGCCGCUGUCCGCCUGUAACAGUCCGGUGCUCACCCUGACCAAAGUGAGAGGGGAGGACCGGCCGAGGGAGAACAUCGUGGGCAACGCAGAUGGACAGGCGAUGGUGGGCGGAGCAGGGGUGGAGUCAGGGGCAGGGAGGCAGCGAUUACACUGCUGUGUUCGAGUGACAGCCAUCCAAGUGCGAAAAGCAAUAUGGGGCGUGGCCAUGGUGAUGUGUGUGUGCUCAUCAUGGGCAGGCUCCACCCAGCUGGCCAAGCUGACCUUCAAGCAGUACGACGCACCGUUCACUCUCACAUGGUUCACAACCACGUGGAACUGCCUCUUCUUCCCUCUGUAUUACAUCGGCCACCUGUGCAAGAGUCCUGAGAGACAGACACCAAAACAGAGGUUUAGAGAGUGCUGUCGGUUCUUUGGGGACGAUGGACUGACGGCGAAGGUGUUCUUUACUAAAGUGGCCCCUUUUGGCCUGCUGUGGAUUAUGACAAACUACCUGUACCUUCAGGCUCUGAGAAAGAUCAACAGCACCGAUGUAUCGGCCCUCUUCUGCUGUAACAAAGCCUUUGUCUUUCUCCUGUCCUGGAUCGUACUGCGGGAUCGCUUCAUGGGUGUCAGGAUUGUUGCUGCCAUUCUGGCCAUCGCUGGAAUCGUGAUGCUGACCUACGCUGAUGGCUUUCACAGUCACUCUGUUAUCGGCAUAACGCUUGUAGUGGCCUCUGCAUCUGCCUCUGCCCUCUAUAAGGUGCUCUUCAAGCUUGUCUUGGGCAGUGCCAAAUUUGGAGAGGCGGCUCUGUUUCUGACCAUUGUCGGAGGUGCAAACUUUGUCUUUAUGAGCUUUGUGCCAGUUAUACUGUACUUCACACAUGUUGAGUACUUCACAUCCAUAGCUGAUCUUCCCUGGGCCUACCUGUGUGGAGUAGCUGGACUCUUACUAGCAUUCAAUAUUCUGGUGAAUUUUGGCAUUGCCAUUACAUACCCUACACUCAUUUCACUUGGCAUUGUGCUGAGUGUCCCAGUCAAUGCAGUGGUGGACCUGUACACUUGUGAUAUCCACUUCAACACAGUGCGACUCAUCGCUGUGUUCAUCAUCUGUCUGGGCUUCCUGAUGCUGCUGUUACCAGAGGACUGGGAUCAGUGUUUGAUUGAGCUCGGCACCAUUUGGCCGGGACAGGGCGGUUUCGGUGGCCUGCACCAGAGCUACACUAAUAUAGGGAGUCCAGCACAAGAAGAAAGUGGCGAUGACCGAGAACAACCUCAAGACUCCAUGAUGCUGAGCUUGGUUGGGAUUCUGAGGGAUACUGCUAUGGAUUUGAGCCAAGAACGAGUGUAG
Messenger RNA from Sinocyclocheilus grahami, 1400 nucleotides. It is a transcript of the gene slc35f3b, whose product is annotated as solute carrier family 35 member F3b. The coding region runs from base 12 to 1400 and encodes 462 amino acids. The record is from RefSeq and is a predicted model, not a curated record. Gene Ontology annotation, cellular component: membrane. The transcript is spliced from 8 exons. NCBI's taxonomy places the organism in Eukaryota, Metazoa, Chordata, Actinopteri, Cypriniformes, Cyprinidae.